CGGCAAAGCAGUCGCGUGACCGGUCAUGGGCCCAGCAGAGCCAGCACGAGUGAGCCGUCAACGGGCUUCCUUGAACGUUCUCGCACAGACAAAAAAUCGUCGGUCGCGCGACCACCGGACCAAAAGAAAAGAAAAUCAUAAAACAUAAAACGAUUGAAUUAUUUAUCGAAACGCGUCCGAAUCGUCGAACGACCGCGAAACAAGAAAAAUUGUUUAAAAAAAAUGUUAUCCAAAAAAAUCUGCGCCGUUCUCGUGUGUACGACGCUCGCGACGGCCGUCGUCUUCGUGUCCACCGUUGACGGUUCGGAAGACGGCGAGAAGUCAAAAUCGACCAGAGCUUUGGAGACUCGCAAUGAAGGCGAAGACGACUUGGACCAGAGAGACCGACUCGACGAUGACGGCAACAACGACGGCGAGGACGACGAAGACACGACCAAAGUACCACCUGGUUUUUUGAGUCCUUCGGUCCGAGAGUACUUGGAACUCGGCCGGUCCAUACCGGGUAAACCGGGCACGGACUACCCCGUGCUGGCCGUGGUGCCGUACACGGAUUUCUACUGCGACGACCAACCGUAUCCCGGGUUCUUCGCCGACGUGGACACCAGGUGCCAGGCGUGGCACUACUGCGACAUCGACGGACGCCAGGCGUCGUUCCUGUGCCCAAACGGCACGCAGUUCAGCCAGGCGGUGUUCGUGUGCGACUGGUGGUUCAACGUGCGGUGCGACCUCAGCAAAGAGUUGUACCACAUCAACGAACGGCUGUACCGGACCACCCCACGGCCGGACCGACCGCACAGGGUUGUCACCAAAGAGCUAUUGGACAAGAUAUUCAUCUGACCACACUCACUCUCCCCCCUUUCCCGUUACGCCCCACACUUCUACCACACUAACUCGGCUCUGCUAUUACAAGAAUUCACAUAUACAUAAUAAAUGAAAAAAAAAAAAACAAA
Adelges cooleyi (spruce gall adelgid) is the source of this 950-nucleotide messenger RNA. RefSeq lists its product as uncharacterized. Lineage: Eukaryota; Metazoa; Arthropoda; Insecta; Hemiptera; Adelgidae. Gene Ontology annotation, cellular component: extracellular region. The coding region runs from base 223 to 837 and encodes 204 amino acids. The transcript has 3 exons. Gene Ontology annotation, molecular function: chitin binding. The record is from RefSeq and is a predicted model, not a curated record.